Piliocolobus tephrosceles (Ugandan red Colobus) is the source of this 3698-nucleotide messenger RNA. RefSeq names its product carbonic anhydrase 5B (gene CA5B). The coding region runs from base 155 to 1099 and encodes 314 amino acids. Gene Ontology annotation, cellular component: cytoplasm; mitochondrion. Lineage: Eukaryota; Metazoa; Chordata; Mammalia; Primates; Cercopithecidae. The transcript is spliced from 8 exons. The record is from RefSeq and is a predicted model, not a curated record. Gene Ontology annotation, molecular function: zinc ion binding; carbonate dehydratase activity.
CACUAUCAGAACAGAGUGACAUAAUGGUGGGAUAACAUGGACACUUGUCUUCUUCCUUACUGUAAUGGGACUGUUUCUACUCCAUAUAAUCUAGUUAUUAGGUUCCUGCAACUUAACUGGGAAUUGAUCAAGAUUUCAAGCUAAGGUGGUGGUGAUGAACAGCCUAAGGGUCAUUCUUCAAGCAUCUCCAGGCAAAUUGCUGUGGAGAAAGUUCCAGAUUCCGAGAUUCAUGCCAACGAGGCCCUGCAGCCUCUACACUUGUACUUACAAAACCCGGAACCGAGCCUUGCAUCCACUCUGGGAGAGCGUGGACCUGGUUCCUGGGGGUGAUCGACAAUCACCCAUCAACAUUCGGUGGAGGGACAGUGUUUAUGAUCCUGGCUUGAAACCGCUCACCAUCUCUUAUGACCCAGCCACCUGCCUCCACGUCUGGAAUAAUGGGUACUCUUUCCUCGUGGAAUUUGAAGAUUCUACAGAUAAAUCAGUGAUCAAGGGAGGACCCCUGGAACACAACUACCGAUUGAAGCAGUUCCAUUUUCACUGGGGGGCCAUCGAUGCCUGGGGUUCUGAGCACACCGUGGACAGCAAAUGCUUCCCAGCAGAGCUGCACUUAGUGCAUUGGAAUGCAGUCAAAUUUGAAAACUUUGAGGACGCAGCACUGGAAGAAAAUGGUUUGGCCGUGAUAGGAGUAUUUUUAAAGCUAGGCAAACAUCAUAAAGAGCUACAGAAAUUAGUGGAUACUUUGCCGUCAAUUAAGCAUAAGGACACCCUUGUGGAAUUUGGGUCAUUUGACCCUUCCUGCCUGAUGCCCACCUGCCCAGAUUACUGGACCUACUCAGGGUCUCUGACCACCCCACCCCUCUCCGAGUCUGUCACCUGGAUCAUUAAGAAGCAACCAGUAGAGGUUGAUCAUGAUCAGCUUGAGCAAUUUCGAACCCUGCUUUUCACUUCUGAAGGGGAGAAGGAGAAAAGAAUGGUGGACAACUUCCGCCCUCUUCAGCCACUGAUGAAUCGCACUGUCCGUUCAUCCUUCCGGCAUGAUUAUGUGCUGAAUGUACAAGCGAAACCCAAGCCGGCAACCAGCCAAGCAACCCCCUAAAACGUUCAUAUCUAGGCAGUAUUUUGCUUUUGCUAUAAUAUAUACUAGCUUACUAAAAAUUGUUAACUAGACUAUUCUAAGUGCCUGCAUUUGAUAAUAUUUACAGAUGAGCAUUUCUUAGCAUGAGAGUGCUUCAUCAGUCUUUGAGGAAAGCGAUAUGGUACCGGCUAAGAGACACAAGUUUCUCUUGCAGCUACCUGUUGGUAAUUGUAAUGCCUUUUUUUUUUCUUUAAGAGACUCUAGGUCUUGCUCUGUUGCCCAGGCUAGAGUGCAGUGGCCCAGUGAGAGCUCACUGCAGCCUUGAACUCCUAGGCUCAAGCAGUCCUCCUGCCUUAGCCUCUGGAGUAGCUGGGGCUACAGGUGCUGGCCACCUGGCCCGGCUUGUAAUAUCUUUUUAUGUCUGACAUUUUUGAGCUAUCUUUUUUAUGUUUAUCCAUUAGUGGUUCUAUAGCACUAUACGUAGGGAUUAUAAUCAAAAGUAAGGCACAGACACUGACCAGAACUCAGGCCUUUCAGAAACAGCCUGUUGGCCCAGACUGGUACUUCCUGGCUGAACAUUGGCCAUGGUUUUAGAUGUAUUUUAUUUGAUAACAUGAAUGUGUAUUCUUUCCUAAGGGCUUAUCAAUCAGUACAUUUGCCCCAGUGUUUAGUUGUUACAAGGACAUGAUACGCUUACUUACUAUCGAUUUAUGAUGUAGAAAAUAUAUUUUGUAAUUAUAAGAAAAUAAGACUUUUCCUAUACCCAGAAAUCCCUUUGCAUUUCCAAAGAUCAGAUAUUUUACUUGAAGGUCUGAUCAUAUAGGAAAUAUAUGCAGAAUAUUUUAAAGAAAAUGCUUGGCUGGGCACGGUGGCUCACACCUGUAAUCCAGCACUUUGGGAGGCUGAGGCGGGAAGAUCACUUGAGGUCAGGAGUUCGAGACCAGCCUGGCCAACAUGAUGAGACCCUGUCACUACUAAAAAUUUAAAAAAUUAGCCAGGCAUGGUGGUGGGCACCUGUAAUGCCAGCUACUCGGGAAGCUGAGGCUGGAGAAUCGCUUGAACCCAGGAGGUGGUGGUUGCAGUGAGCCAAGAUCGCACCACUGCGCUCUAGCCUGGGCGACAGAGUGAGACUCCGUGUCUAAUAAAAAAGAGAAGAGAAGAGAAAGGAUGCUUAAAGUGCCUAGAACUUAGAAUUCUUUCAUUGUACAUUUCCAGAAAUAUUUUUCAAAGGACUAGUAAUCUAAUAGCCUAUGGUUUAUAAUAUUAUUUUGUAUUGUUUGCACACUGUUACAUAGUAUAUAAUGAUAAUGUUUUCUACAGUGAAAGAGCUGUCCUGUCUUCACUUUACAACUGUCUGAACUUUAUUUACUCAUUAGUCAAGGUUCUUUGCAAGGCAGGUGAUUAACUUAAAUCUCUCAGUUUAUACAGUGCUUUAAAAAACUUUUGUUAUGGUAAUAGGGAGAGAAACUUGUCAGAUAGGCUAAAAUCUAGAUAAUUCUACAUAUUCUGAGGAAUUCAUGCCCCCGUGUCUCUUGCUUAUAAAUAUCUUGGAAUGUUUCCGAAUGCAUCUAAGCCUAUGUUCAGACUCAGUGUUGCAUCAAUGACUGGUAGUAGUUCUUUCAUUAAUAUGUUUGUCAUCUGGUCUGCAAGAUAGGGUUGGAUGAAUAUACUUAACACUACUGACUGUACGCUUAAGAUAGUUAGGAAGGAAAUGGAACUACAUCAAACUUAAAAAUUUCUGUGUGUCAAAGGAAGCAAUCAACAAAGUGAAAAGGCAAGUUCUAGAAUGAGAGAAAAUAAUUGCAAAUCAUAUAUCUUAUAAGGAGCCCAAAUCCAGAAUAUAUGAGGAACUUCUAUAACUCAACAACAAGAAAACCAAAUAACUCAAUUUUUUAAAAUGGGCAAAGGACUUCACAGACAUUUCUCCAAAGAAGAUAUACAAAUGGCCAAUAAGAACAUGAAAAUAUGCUCAACAUUGCUAAUUAUUAGGGAAAUAUAAAUCAAAAUCACAAUGAGUUAUCAUCUCAUGCCCAUCAUGUUGGCCACUAUCAGAAGAACAAAAAAAUAACAAGUAUUGGGGAGAAUGCAGAGAAGUUGAAACCCUUGUGCACUGUUGGUGGUAAUGUAAAAUGGUGGUCAUGGAAAACAGUACACGGGUUUCCCAAAGAACUGAAAACAGAAUUACCAUAAGAAUUACCACCAAAGCGGGAUCUCAAAGAGAUAUCUGUACACCCAUGUUCAUAGCAGCAUUAUUCACAAUAGCCAAGAGGUUCUGGAAGCAUCCCAAAUGUCCAUCAACUGAUGAAUGGAUAAAGAAAAUGUGGUAUAUACAUUCAAUGGAAUAUUAUUCAGCCUUUAAAAAGAAGGAAAUGCUGUCAAAUGUUGAACCUUGAAGGCAUUAUGCCAAGUGAAAUAAGCCAGCCACAAAAGAACAAAUACUGUAUGAUUUCUCCAUGUGAAGUGUCCAAAGUAGUCAAAAUGAUACAAUAGAAAGUAGAAAGGUGGUUGCCAAGGGUUGGGGGAAGGGGAGAGGGUGAAUUUGUAUUUAGUGGUUACAGAGCUUGUGUUGCAAGAAUUCUAGAGAUCUGUUGCAAAACAAGUGUGAUUGUACUUAACACUA